ACAGAGCGCGUGCGCCCGCCGGCCGGCACUCAGUUCACCGCCGCGUCGCGCGAACACCACACGUGUGAUACAUGACAAAUCGCGGCGUUUAAAACGAUCGACUAAUUCAUACCAGUGACUGAGAGGGCAACCUCUCGUAGCCGACAAAAUAGCUUCACAAGUGGAAAUGCCUUCGAGCCUGUUCGGGGACUUGGGAGGAGGCGGCAGCCUGAUGGAGGACCAGCGGGCGUUCCAGCUGGCGCUCGAGCUGAGCAUGCUGAGUUUAGGAGAGAGUCUGCCGACUGCUAACCCGCUGGCUAGCCCGCUCGGAUUUGCGCCGCCGCCCGACGACCGUGCGAAGAAAUCCCAAAACAUGACUGAGUGCGUGCCCGUCCCGUCUUCGGAGCACGUCGCGGAGAUCGUCGGACGACAAGGCUGCAAGAUCAAAGCUCUCCGGGCAAAAACGAACACGUACAUUAAGACCCCAGUGCGUGGAGAAGAGCCGGUGUUCGUCGUGACCGGCCGCAAGGAAGAUGUCGCUCGAGCUAAGCGUGAGAUUCUCUCGGCGGCCGAACACUUCUCGCAGAUUAGAGCGUCGCGCAAGUGUGGCGCUGCACCGCCGCCGCCCGCUGGAGCUCCCGGGCAUGUGACUGCACAGGUGCGCGUGCCGUAUCGCGUCGUUGGACUCGUCGUCGGACCCAAGGGUGCCACCAUCAAACGCAUACAACACACCACCCAUACAUACAUCGUGACGCCGUCGCGCGAGCGCGAGCCCGUAUUCGAGGUUACGGGAUUGCCAGAAAGCGUGGAAGCAGCUCGUAAAGAAAUCGAAGCGCAUAUUGCACUACGCACAGGUGCGGCCGGCGGCGCCAGCGCCACGCCAGUAGAAGGAGAGCCUCUGGCACAGCUGUACCGCAACGGUAUCGCGUCGCUGUUACGACCUGAACAAGAAGCGGCGUUCUCGUCUGCCGGCUCGUGCUCAUCGGGCGGAUCGUCGGCUCGGCUCGGCGACCUGCUCGGCAUCUGGUCAUCGACGGAGCGCGAUGAGGGGCUUGGGGAGUCUCCAUCGUUCGAGUCGCCGGGCGGCUGUGCGGCGGGAGUGUGGGCGUGGGGUCCGACGCGGCCCUCGCCGGCGACGUCACCGGCGCGCGCGUGCUCCGUGUGCGGCGAGCGCGGCGUGGCGGCGGCGCUGGUACCAUGUGGACACAACCUGUUCUGCAUGGAGUGCGCGCAGGGGCUGGCGGCAGGUGGUGCGCCGUGCCCCGCCUGCUCGGCGCCCGCGAUGCAGGCGAUCCGCAUCAUCUCAUAAGCGGUGCGCCGCCGGCCGACUCGCAUCUCGUGUCGUCCGAUGGGCAGCCGUGGGCGCGUGGUGGGCGCCAGUGACCUCCGUUCGCCCCACGCACGCGGAUCUCGUCGAGACGCACAUUCUCGUUGUAGGAAUCGAUCUUUUUUACUCGAAUCGUUAUAAAAAUAUUAAAAGAAUAAAAAUUGUGUAAUCGAAAUCCUGGUGCCAAAAGUCGGCGCCUCGCCGGCACGGCCCGUCCGCCGCGCCGUACCUAUCGUAAGUCGGCAGAGUUGUUCACGAUAUAUUUUCUUAUUAUGAACGUUUUUUAUUAGGUCGUCGAGCGCGCGUCGCGCUCGUCGCCGCAGAGAGACUCGAAGUACGUUACGAUAGAAUUUCGAAAAAAACCAUAAAAUUUAAAAAAAGUUGUAUAAUUAUUAUUGAUAGCGUAAUGAGAAAUCGAAAAUUUAUAAAGCUUACUUGACGUAAUAGCGUAAAGUAUUAAGAUAAUAUUAUAAUAGGCGAGGGACGGGCGGCGCGGGAAGCGUGACGCGCGGCCUGUUGUCUGUUCAGAGUCUAGCUAGCGUAGUGUAGUGCAUGCGCGCGAGCGUGCCAGCGUGCGAGCGUGCCAGCAUGCCACGUGCCGCCAUCGCCGCCGCUGUGUAUGGCGCGCCGCGCGCCUAGCUAAUGUGUUGUUUUAUAGGUAAUGAGUUGGUUGGUUGUAUGAAAGCCGCGCCGCGCCCGCGCCCCCAAGCAGCGUCGACCGCGCGCUCUCGCCAUAGAUUAAUGACUGUGCUGUGCCGUUUGCGGGCCGUGCCCGCAGCUGCAGCGCCGCGCACUUUGCUGCGUUGCGUUGCGUUGCGUUGCGGUGCGUUGCGUGACGCUGCGCUGCGGGCCGCGGCGCGCCGUACCGUAGCGAGCUAGUUAGGUCGGUCGCCGCGUGCGCCGCUUCCCCGCGCGCCAUGCUCACAUUAUUUUGACUAUACGAUUAUUCGCUUAAAUGAUAUUAUACGUACACACUAUACUAUGAUUAUGAUAAUAUUAAUAUAAUGUUUGUUUUAAGUGUGUUUUAAUGUUUAGAUUUUUAUUGUAAUGUUUUUAUGGAUGAUUUUUAUCUGUAUGAUUAUUAUUAUUGAUUAUUAUUUUAUGUGUUGACAAUGUUUUUUUGUGAUUAUGUGUGCCCGAAGUCGGGCCGAGGCUGCUGUAUGUUCGUUUACUGGUAUAUCAAGUAAUAAUAAAUUUAAAUAAUAAAUGAUUAAAUAAUAAAGAACUAAUACGACAUUCAUUAUUAUAAAGUAUAGUAGUCUGUAGCUGGACAUUGACUUAUUACCUAUUGAUACUUAUUAAGUAUUAUUAUUAUUAUAUUAUUGAAUAAAUUUAAAGAAUGCAUAAUAAUUAUAUUUCAUAGGAAUCAUUAUUCUGUAUAACUCUAGUUAAAUAUAACGAUAUAAUAAAUAUGUUUGUAUAUGUACCGGGUUACCGGCGGAGCGUGAGUGAGUGAGACAGAGAGAGUGAGAGCGAGAGCGUUGUUGUCUUGUGUUGAGUUCACCGGGGGCCGGUUUUAUGGAUUGAUAUUUUUUUAUUUUUUUACCGUUAUUAGUUUUUGACUUACUCAUGUAAAGAUACGCGAGAUAUGAUUGCCUAUUAGAUUAUAUUUUAAAAAAUAAUGGU
Achroia grisella is the source of this 2932-nucleotide messenger RNA. RefSeq names its product RNA-binding protein MEX3B. The record is from RefSeq and is a predicted model, not a curated record. Lineage: Eukaryota; Metazoa; Arthropoda; Insecta; Lepidoptera; Pyralidae. The transcript is spliced from 2 exons. Gene Ontology annotation, molecular function: RNA binding. Bases 167 to 1288 code for a protein of 373 amino acids.